AUGGCAAGAGCCGGACAGGCAGAGAUUGCCGCUUUCGUCGGGGCACAGCCUCCACACUUGUUGGAACCGGAGGAGCUGACUACCUACACUGGCACUUACGCAUUCGCGUUCCCUUGGGCUACUUCAGAGGAUGAAGCAGAAUACCCUGACCGGGUAUGUCUCGACCGCCUACCUUGGAGCAGGUCAGCCCGUGGUUCUGAGUCUUCGGAUUGGCUUGGUGUAUACCUCCUCACUCCCAACUACCGCACCAUUUCCUGUGCGCUCAGGCCUUAUCCGAGGAGCCUUGAUGCGGUUGCGGAUCUUCUCAUGCGCUUUGCGCCGGGAGUCCCUUCGAGGCUUUUCGAUCUGGUUGUUCCUUUACGCCCGCAAAGGUCUGAUGGCUUUGGCUUCUUCAUCCGGUUCCCUAGUAUCCUUCGAUAUAUUGGCACAACUGGCUUUGCUGCUAUUGCCUUCGAUUUGACCCGAGUCGGCGGUAAGUACUUCGCGGCCGUGUUGCCUCGAGAGCUCGGAUGCCAUGAGCUUCUCCAGUACGUCAUGCCUCUGACCUCUGACGAUGAUGCGCCACUUGCUAUCUUUGUAGGAUGUAGGGCCAAUCCUUGGCCCGAACACGCUUGGGUGCAUCUCCAGGAUGGGGAUGUUGUCACAGUUACCCGCGGCCAUCAUGCGGGUCCCGCUCGCAUCCGAGUCGAGGAGCUCUUUCAGGAAGACGCGAGGUGGGGCCCCCUGCAUCAUGCACUUGCAGUAGAAUCCCCAUUUGCUGUUUGUGUCCUUUUCCAAGGGUUGCGAUAUUCGAUCCAGCCCCACUUCCAUUUCGGAGUCAAUAUAGUGCAGCACAUUCUUUCCUGCUUCCGGGUCGAUCCCACCCGGACUGUCACUUGUGCAUUUCCGAUUGUUGACGCCGAUGUCCAAGGGGACCGCUGCUCUACGGCCAUUUUCGUGGCUGAGGAUCCGCGUUUUGAGGCUGCUGGCCACGGAAGGUUAGAGCCUAUUUUUGUCCUCAUCGAUCCGCGGCCCCUCGGGCAGAAGCAUUUCUGCCUACAACUUGAAGAGCCUGUAGCAUUUCCUGCCAGCGAGCUUGGUUCACUGACCUCGCUGCCUGAUACAGGUGAAUCAGGUUCAGUCUCUUCUCCUCCCCCCGGUGCCACCGGCGCAAUUGGCCCGGCACGGGAUUCGGACGGUAACUCAGCUCACAUUGAUGUCACUAUCCCUGAAGGACACAGCUGGAAUACGGGUGUCGAUGACAGAGGGGUUACUAUGCCUAUUGACGAGCCUAUCAUGCCUGCUGCAGGUCCGUCUGAUGCUCUCUUUGCAGCAAUCAGCUCCCCUCGUACUGCUGUAGCCAACGAGGGGUUUUCUGCUGCCGAUGAUAGCACAACUUCUAUGCAUACUGCAGCGAGCGAGAUUAGUGGUACCCGGCCCGCCACCGUUGUUCCGGACGCGGACGCAGUCAUUGAUGUGGCCACGACAUCACCGGUUGGUGAUUUCCCCGACCUUACUUCUGGAGCGAUGCCGGGUUCUGCCUCUUUGAUCGUUUUGGUCUACAUGCCGGAGUUCUCGCCAGACCUCAUCACUCUGACGGUAAGCUUUCCGACCAGUGUGGCCCUUUUUGUGUCGCGCCUGCAGGACGCCAGAUCCUCGGAGCUUGUGGUAAGUUUUCCGGACCUCUUUCCGGUUGCGGCACUUGGCCACUCCUCCGGCCGUCCGAGUGGAAGCUCUUUGCGGGAAUGGCGCGUCACUGAAAUUCAGAUUUUAGCCAGGACCGGGUUGCCUUGCCCGCGUUCCCUCUUAUCUGCCGAGCGGUUGCGCUUCCUCCUGCUCAUGGUACGUUCUGGACCCGAUUUCGCUUGGGCACUUAUGCAGCACUUUGAGGCUUUUUUGGAGGGGUUGCGUUCUGCCUCGGCUUGGCUCCUCGAAGCCGUACAAGGCUGCUCUGCGCUUGGGCAUAUUGAGACUUCCUGGUCUCAGUGGGAGCAAUUGAUGGUCUCUGCACCGGGCCGUUUCAAAGGGCUCAUCAAACGAGCUGAACUCUGGCACAUCGAGUCCUGCAAGACACGGGCUGCCUGCGCCACCUUCGGCCGUACAGUAUGGCCGCCCGCUCCCCCUCGUGCUGGUCCGGACCUCUCUGCGUGCACUCAGGAUUCUGGCCACGAGAUCUGCCCUGAGCUUGAUGAUGCUCUCCGCUCCGCUACCAUAACUACGGAUCAGCAGAUCUUCGACUUGGUGGAAGCUCAUGUGGCCCCACUCCCGGUGUUGCGUCGAACGCUUGAGGAAUGGCAGGCUUGCCUGACGGAUGACGAGUUGAUCGCUGCCUGUGCUGACGUGCUUCUUGUACUUUGGCCAGAGCACUUAUGCGAUAAGGUCGCAGGCAAAGCAGACGUUCCGGCGGCUGAGCCACUUGACUCCAGCGAAUUUUGCCCUGCUAUCGUCCCUCCGCAGCCUGUGAGACCAUUUGCUCCCAGACCUGUUUUCUGGAGCGGGCACAUUGCUUGCAGUUGGAUUUCUCGCUGGGGCCUUGGCUUGUGCCCUCCUGCCGAAUUGCCUGUCUUUGACUCCUUUCCGGAGCCUCUUCCUUCGGCCUCCGGUUUCUGCGUCCACUUCCCUCCUCCUCCCUCCCCGUGCUCUUCUUUCUUCCAGCCUGGUGCUGGUCCUGUGCACCUUCUUCGUGCGAACAGGCAUUGGAUUGAGCGGGUCACUGACCUCUCGGGGAAACUGGUCCAGCGAGCUCUUGCGGGCGUACCUGUGCAUCUUGCCUUUCCAGUCAAUGCGGAUGCCAUCAGCCCCUUUUCAGAGUGGUACUACCGAAAGAUCGGCUUGGGCUUUGCCACGCCCAAGGAGGCAAUCUCAGGCAAUUUUGUUGACAAGAAGUGCCCCUUCACUGGGAACGUCAGCAUCCGCGGAGCCAUCCUCAAGGGCAUGUGCAUCUCUACGAAGAUGAAGCGCACCAUCAUCAUCCGACGCAACUAUCUGCACUACAUCAAGAAGUUCAACCGAUUCGAGAAGCGCCACAGCAACCUCGCGGUCCAUUGCUCGCCGGCUUUCGAGCCCAAGGAGGGUGACAUCAUCACUGCUGGCCAGUGCCGCCCUUUGGCGAAGACGGUGCGCUUCAACGUGAUCAAGGUGGACAAGAAUCAGAUCUUCGGAUCGGCGCGAAAGCAGUUCGCCCUGUUCUGA
Molecule: messenger RNA, 3171 nt
Organism: Symbiodinium sp. CCMP2456
Lineage: Eukaryota; Dinophyceae; Suessiales; Symbiodiniaceae
Source: the annotation of a GenBank genome assembly